ACCGUAGGCCACGGGGAACGCGCUCAGAUCCUCUAUAAAUACCGGCGAGGAGGAGCCAAGCAAAGAUCACCACAGCGCAUUCCCAAUUAGCAUCUAAGCUCUCGUUGACAUUUCCUUGAGAAGAAGAAGAAACAACUCCGGCCAUGGCGGGCAUCAUCCACAAGAUCGAGGAGAAGCUCCACAUGGGCGGUGGCAGCGACCACAAGGACGAGCACAAGAAGGAGGAGGAGCACAAGAAGAAGGACGGCGAACACAAGAAGGACGGGGAGCACAAGGAGGGCAUGAUGGAGAAGAUCAAGGACAAGAUCACCGGCGAGCACGGCGACGGCGACAAGUCGUCCGGCGACCACAAGGAGAAGAAGGACAAGAAGAAGAAGAAGGAGAAGAAGCACGGCGAGGGCCACAAGAAGGAAGACGGCCACAGCAGCAGCAGCGACAGCGACUGAGCGCUCCGGCCGGUGCUCGCAGGCGUGCAGGCGAGAAGGAUGAUUGGGAGAAGGGUCACAUAUAUGCUGCAGGAUUCGGUUGAGCACGUUGUAGUAUGUGUAACCCGUUGCGUCUCUCAUGGAUGGAUUUUGUAAUGUACUACUAAUAUAACGCCUGCACUGCACGGUGCUUGUAAUAAAAACGUUUCAACAUGUUGGAAUCGAUAUUAUCUCCAUUGGUAUUGCCA
Messenger RNA from Brachypodium distachyon (stiff brome), 673 nucleotides. RefSeq names its product dehydrin HIRD11. Gene Ontology annotation, molecular function: metal ion binding. Lineage: Eukaryota; Viridiplantae; Streptophyta; Magnoliopsida; Poales; Poaceae. The record is from RefSeq and is a predicted model, not a curated record. The transcript has 2 exons. Bases 144 to 446 code for a protein of 100 amino acids.